This is a messenger RNA of Eimeria mitis, 444 nucleotides long. RefSeq lists its product as uncharacterized. Bases 1 to 444 code for a protein of 147 amino acids. Lineage: Eukaryota; Apicomplexa; Conoidasida; Eucoccidiorida; Eimeriidae. The record is from RefSeq and is a predicted model, not a curated record. The transcript has a single exon.
AUGAAGGCGUCGUCAGCUGCAGCAGAAGAAUUUAAGUUUGUGUUAAGAGUUAAAGUAUCAGAACCCACACGAGCCAGCUGCUGCUCUGCUGUUUCUCCUGGGGUCGUGCUGCGAGAGGUGUCUGCUGCUGUACCAACAGCAGCAGCAGCAGCAGCAGCAGCAACAGAAACAGAUGCAGCAGCAACAGAUACUGGGGCCUCUUCUUCUAGCUCUAAUGCAGAAGAAGGAGGAGGAGCUGAAAAAGAACUGCUGUUGUUGCUGGAGAGAUGCUCUGCUGGGGAAUGCGGCUGCGGGGGGGUGUGCACCGGAGCAGAGGUUGAAACUUCUUCGUUUCUUCUGUCUCGCGAGGGAGAAAUAGGAUUCAGGGGGUUUAUAGAGGGAGAGGAUGAGGGCGAGGGCCGCCCAGAAGAAAGAAAGGCCAUGGGCUUCUUAUUCAAUUCGUAA